Molecule: messenger RNA, 708 nt
Organism: Uncinocarpus reesii 1704
Lineage: Eukaryota; Fungi; Ascomycota; Eurotiomycetes; Onygenales; Onygenaceae
Exons: 1
Coding region: 1-708 (235 amino acids)
Source: RefSeq, a predicted model, not a curated record
AUGACCUAUAUCAAGGGAACCCCUCUCUCCAACAUUCUUAAAGCUCCCAAGGUGAAAGGCCGACCCGUUCUGAACCCAGAGAUAAGCGAGCGAGGCCUGCGGAGAGCUUACCAAAAGAUGGCCAAGCUCCUCCUUGAGCUGUCCAAGCCCAAAUUCUCCAAAAUUGGUUCAUUAACAGAAGGGCCGGAUGGAGAAUUUACAGUCUCCAGGCGGCCGUUUACUUUUAACAUGAAUGAGUUAUCAACAUCUGCCUACAUUCCGCCUCAUGCCUUGCCAAACCCAAACACCAUAUUUGAAACGGCCGCUGGGUACUUCAAGUCCCUUGCUACACAGCACAUGUUGCAUUUCCUUACUCAGCGAAACGACGCGAUCACAGGCGAAGCAGACUGUCGCAAGAAGUUUGUCGCCCGCUGCCUAUUCAGCAAGGUAGUUCAGCGUAUUCAGUUCCAUGAAGGACCAUUCCAGCUUUACUGUGACGAUUUCCGCCCCUCAAAUGUGCUUGUGGACAUUGAAAGGUUCUGUAUUGCGGCAGCCAUAGACUGGGAGUAUAUAUACGUGGCCCCCGUUGAAUUCAGCUACGUGGCUCCAUGGUGGCUUCUCCUACAGGCUCCGGGAGAUUGGGAAUCUGAUCUCAUGGAGUUCUUGACUCGCUACAGGCCUCGCUUCAUCUAUUCCUGGAUGCUUUACGAGUGGUCGAAUCGGAAAUGA